CGGGCUGACGCCCCGGCGUCCUUGCAGAUGCCGGAGGAGACCCAGACCCGCGACCAGCCCAUGGAGGAGGAGGAGGUGGAGACGUUCGCCUUCCAGGCGGAAAUCGCCCAGUUGAUGUCCCUGAUCAUCAACACUUUCUACUCGAACAAAGAGAUCUUUCUGCGGGAGCUGAUCUCGAACUCGUCAGAUGCGCUGGACAAGAUCCGAUACGAGAGCUUGACCGACCCAAGUAAGCUCGACUCCGGGAAGGAGCUGCACAUCAACCUCAUUCCCAACAAGCAAGACCGCAGCCUGACGAUCGUGGACACCGGCAUCGGGAUGACCAAGGCCGACCUGAUCAACAAUCUGGGCACCAUCGCCAAGUCGGGCACCAAAGCCUUCAUGGAGGCGCUGCAGGCGGGCGCGGACAUCUCCAUGAUUGGCCAGUUUGGCGUGGGCUUCUACUCGGCUUACUUGGUUGCGGAGAAGGUGACGGUCAUCACCAAGCACAACGACGACGAGCAGUACGCCUGGGAGUCCUCUGCGGGCGGCUCCUUCACCGUCAGGACCGACACAGGGGAGCCGAUGGGUCGUGGGACGAAGGUCAUCCUGCACCUGAAAGAGGACCAGACCGAGUACCUGGAGGAGAGGAGGAUCAAGGAGAUCGUGAAGAAACACUCGCAGUUCAUCGGCUACCCCAUCACUCUGUUCGUGGAGAAGGAACGUGACAAGGAAGUCAGCGACGACGAGGCGGAAGAGAAGGAAGACAAAGAAGAAGAAAAGGAGAAAGAAGAAAAGGAGUCGGACGACAAGCCCGAAAUAGAAGACGUGGGCUCGGACGAGGAGGAGGAGGAGAAGAAGGACGGCGACAAGAAGAAGAAGAAGAAGAUCAAGGAGAAGUACAUCGACCAGGAAGAGCUGAACAAGACAAAGCCCAUCUGGACCAGGAACCCCGACGACAUCACCACCGAGGAGUACGGGGAGUUCUACAAGAGCCUGACCAACGACUGGGAGGACCACCUGGCCGUGAAGCACUUCUCCGUGGAGGGCCAGCUGGAGUUCCGGGCCCUCCUCUUCGUCCCGAGACGCGCCCCCUUCGACCUCUUCGAGAACAGGAAGAAGAAGAACAACAUAAAGCUGUACGUGCGCCGGGUCUUCAUCAUGGACAAUUGCGAGGAGCUGAUCCCUGAGUACCUGAACUUCAUCAGAGGUGUGGUGGACUCGGAGGACCUCCCCCUGAAUAUUUCCCGGGAGAUGCUGCAGCAGAGCAAAAUUCUGAAAGUUAUCAGAAAGAAUUUGGUCAAAAAAUGCCUGGAACUCUUCACCGAGCUGGCGGAGGACAAGGAGAACUACAAGAAGUUCUACGAGCAGUUCUCCAAAAAUAUCAAGCUGGGAAUACACGAAGACUCUCAGAACCGGAAGAAACUGUCCGAGCUGCUGAGGUACUACACGUCCGCUUCUGGCGACGAGAUGGUUUCGCUCAAGGACUACUGCACGAGAAUGAAGGAGAACCAGAAACACAUCUACUACAUCACAGGCGAGACCAAGGACCAGGUGGCCAACUCUGCCUUCGUGGAGCGCCUGCGGAAGCACGGCCUGGAGGUGAUCUACAUGAUUGAGCCCAUUGACGAGUACUGCGUCCAGCAGCUGAAGGAGUUCGAGGGCAAGACCCUGGUGUCCGUCACCAAAGAGGGCCUGGAACUUCCGGAAGAUGAAGAGGAGAAGAAGAAGCAGGAAGAGAAGAAAACAAAAUUUGAAAACCUCUGCAAAAUCAUGAAGGACAUCCUGGAGAAAAAAGUGGAAAAGGUGGUCGUGUCCAACCGCUUGGUGACGUCCCCGUGCUGCAUCGUCACGAGCACCUACGGCUGGACGGCCAACAUGGAGCGGAUCAUGAAGGCGCAGGCCCUGCGCGACAACUCGACCAUGGGCUACAUGGCGGCCAAGAAGCACCUGGAGGUCAACCCCGACCACCCCAUCGUCGAGACCCUGCGGCAGAAGGCGGAGGCCGACAAGAACGACAAGUCGGUGCGGGACCUGGUCAUCCUGCUCUACGAGACCGCGCUCCUGUCCUCCGGCUUCAGCCUGGAGGACCCCCAGACGCACGCCAACCGCAUCUACAGGAUGAUCAAGCUGGGCGCAGGCAUCGACGAGGACGACCCCACGGCCGACGACAGCAGCGCCACCGCGACCGAGGAGAUGCCGCCCCUGGAGGGGGACGACGACACGUCGCGCAUGGAGGAGGUCGACUAGGCCGGCAGAGCCACGGCCGCUGAGCUGUCCUCGCCCCCCGCCCGUUCUCAAGGACUUUUUCUUUAUUUUUGUUCGUUUGUGGCAUGACAGUACCCGCUUACGGGCGGCUGCCUUCUCCCUCCGAGUGUGACGCUGUGGUGCUUCAGGCGCUAGAGCAGAGCUAGUUGUUCCCUAGUUGACGUUGACGCUGCCGAGGGCCCUGGCGACGAGACCUGUCCCUGCGCGCGUGUCCCCGAGGUCCGCUCCGAACCUCCCUCCCUCCCUCGUCGCCCAGCCGCAUGGACAGGCCCCGGGGAGCGUGUCGGGCUGACCAGCGCGGCCGCCCAUGGCCUCCUUCCUAGCCGAGUCCCCUUAGAGUAGCGAAGUCGGGCGCCUGCCUAGGCAUGUUGUGAAGUACCUCGGGGCGAGUUCGUGAACAGGAUUGUAACGCUCAAGUCAUGUUCUGCUUUCAAAUACAGUGAAUUCAAUAUGUG
Molecule: messenger RNA, 2702 nt
Organism: Condylura cristata (star-nosed mole)
Lineage: Eukaryota; Metazoa; Chordata; Mammalia; Eulipotyphla; Talpidae
Gene: HSP90AA1
Product: heat shock protein 90kDa alpha (cytosolic), class A member 1
Exons: 10
Coding region: 28-2229 (733 amino acids)
Biological process (GO): cellular response to heat; protein stabilization; protein folding
Cellular component (GO): nucleus; perinuclear region of cytoplasm; cytosol
Molecular function (GO): disordered domain specific binding; ATP-dependent protein folding chaperone; ATP binding
Source: RefSeq, a predicted model, not a curated record